GGCCUUGGAAAUCAGACAAGUUUAAGAAAACAUAUUGCUCGUUUAUCUUGAAAACAGUUCUCCUACAUGCUUUGAUUAAUUAUAGGUUAUCAAACUAGUUUAUGACUAAUCUAUUCAUCAAAGUUAAACAUUGCGAGCACCGGCCAAGUUCAUCCAUGUGAGCCGUACCAUUGAACCCUUGGCAAGCUCCUAAUCUCGAAGCCUUGCCCGCACAUAGCUAGGCAACUCUACUGAAACCUCUUGAUAACUGCAGAUUCUGCACACCGUCCACGCCGACCCUUCUUAGUUUUCUCUUCCCCAUUGGUCGAUACGAGAGCCCAUGUAUGAAUGUAGCCAUAUAAUAAUGCAUUGCCUUGUCAGCAAUCCGUGCUCAAAAUCACUAUAAAUACCAGCACUAUCAGACCUUCAACCAUCACUCAAAGUAUCAAAUCACUGAUAUCGAAUCACAUAUUGUUGUGCAAAGCCUUCAUUGUGUGUUCACUUAGCACUAGCACUAUGGCAGAUCAGUACCGGAAAGAGAUCAAAGAGAACCGUGCAGCAGCGAAGGUGGAAGAAGAGCCUGCUACUGGCUGUGGGAUGUUUGAUUUCUUGAAGAAGAAGGAAAAUGAGAUGCCCCAACCUGAAGAACAGAAGCAUACCCUGGCUGAAAAGCUCCACCACCAUGAUGGCAGCAACUCUAGCUCAUCUAGCAGUGAUGAAGAAGGCGGGGAGAAGAAAAAGAAGGGACUGAAGGGUAAGAUCAAGGAGAAGAUCACCGGCAAAAAGGAUGAGGAAGAUGCUUACCAUGCACCCAUUCCCGCUGCAAAGAGUGGAGUAACAAAUGGUGAGGAGAAGAAGGGAUUCAUAGAGAAAAUUAAAGAAAAGCUUCCUGGACAGCACAAGGAAGCUGAAGUUGGUGCCCCUCCCGAGUAUCAUGCUCCACACGAAGGUGAGCCAAAGGAGACGAAAGGAAUCAUGGAGAAGAUUAAGGAGAAGCUCCCUGGUGGUAACAAGAAUGAAGAGGAGAAGCCCAAGGAGUACUAACAUGCAGGAGUUAUGGAACCAAUAAAUGUUUAGGUGUUAGUAGUAGUGCUAGCUAGCUAUGAUGUUUGCCUGUAACGUGUCUUGCUUGUGUUCCUUUCUGUACCUGUAAAAGUGUUCGCUUGUAAUCUGUAUUGUUUAUUGUCCUAUGUACUUGCGGAAAUUUCAUG
Rosa rugosa (rugosa rose) is the source of this 1190-nucleotide messenger RNA. Its product is annotated as dehydrin COR47-like. The transcript has 2 exons. The record is from RefSeq and is a predicted model, not a curated record. NCBI's taxonomy places the organism in Eukaryota, Viridiplantae, Streptophyta, Magnoliopsida, Rosales, Rosaceae. Gene Ontology annotation, cellular component: membrane. Gene Ontology annotation, biological process: response to water. Bases 496 to 1023 code for a protein of 175 amino acids.